AUGUCUCUAUGCACUACCUGCGCAAGACGAAAACUCUCUUGUGAUCAACUCAAGCCGCGCUGCUCACCCUGUCGACGCUCUCACCUCAAAUGUGCUUAUGAACCGUCGCCUCACGCUGUAUUCGAGUUUAGAGAUGAGACAGAGCAGAUCAGGACUCAUACUAGGCGUCGUGGGAGGAAGAAGAGCACUCGUGGGCAACCAAUCCAUGUGGAGAUGAGCCCUCAGACCCAGGCUGCCUUUUCAGCUGUCGAUACGGAUGCGUCGGACUCAUUCGAACCAUCAUCACUUGCAAUGCUCGAUGCGACCGCGAUGCCUUGGAUGGAUGGGGUAUUUGACUCGUAUCCCGACCAACAGUGGGACUUGAGUCCGGAAUCUACAAUCAUUUACAAUGGUGCCGCGCAACUUUGGCUGCCGCAGACGGACUCGCCUGGUCAAAUAUCCACUGACUUCAACGCGGGCAGCCUGUCCUCGAGUUCCCCUCAGACAGUCUCCGAACGGGUCCUGGCGCAGCACUACACCCAGAAUCUCGCGUCGAAAUACAGCUCCAAGGGCCAAACUUGGAACAAUCACACGUACUUCUUCAAUCGCUUCAACUCGAGCCAUUCGUUUGUGAUAUCGGCACUUUACGCAUGGACAGCUGCUCACCUUCACUGUAAUGGGACGUUGGAUUCGGAGAGUAGCGCCUUGGAGCACUACGAAAAGAGUCUCGCAGCUCUUGGGGAUCAAUUGGGCAUCCAUUUCGGGAUUGGGGCUGUGGAUCAGGAACUUGGCCAGACUUGGCCUCAGCGCAUCAUCCGAGACGAUGACCUGGAUGCCGUCUCAGUCAUGCUUUAUUUCCUCGCCUGGACCGAUCUGCUGCUUUCACGAAGGGCCUCGUUGAAGCGUAUGCUAAGCCUUGAAGCUUGUCUUCUCGAAAGCCGAGGUCACGGUGAUCAAUCGCAGUCAGUCUACGGUAGAAUGGCUGUGUGGUUCUGCUUUCUCGAUGCUCGCGCAUCUCUCUUUUCUCGGGGGGAUGACCGCAUCAUACAGUGUCUUGGCAACGACUUGGGAUUAAUGUUUGCUGUGGACAAGUCCUACAAUUUUCUGCAAGAAGAAUAUACUUUGCUGUACCCGAAGGAGGAGCGACGAUGGGAUGAAGCUCAUAGACCUUUGUAUGUGGCUACUUGUCGUUUAGUCGCUUUGUUGGGGACAGUGUCCAGAGACGACCGCACCACAGUGGGAGAGAUUCAAGAAGUAAGUACGGCAGCAUCAUUAAACAACAUUAAGGAGGGGCUCUCUAGUAUUACCGAGGAGAAAGCGGCAGAAAACAAGGUACUUUCCAUAUUUCUCACCGCAAACGCCCUCUUUCACGCCGUACAUAUCUACGCCUGGAGAAGAUAUCGAGGAGGAGAUCCACUUUAUGCAGAAACCGCGCAUGCCGAACAGAUAAUUGGCAUCACUCGUCGCUUUUACUCCAAGCUGAAGCGGCCGAGGACGGAAGCGCCGCCGACCAAGAUAUGGCCUAUCCCGCUCAUCAUGGCAGCGAUUGAGGCAAAGGACCCUAUUUAUAGAGACUGGGCGCUGCAGCUUAUCAAGGACUGCUCUCAGGCUGGAAAGCAUUACGUCAAUGCAUGUAGCUUUGUCGAAAGGGUGCAUGCCGCUGAGGAGGGGACGGGCUGUCGCGCUAAUCUUUGCCAGAUCGCUCAAGAUAUGGGCGAUGAGUUUGUGAUCUAG
This is a messenger RNA of Fusarium fujikuroi IMI 58289, 1713 nucleotides long. RefSeq lists its product as uncharacterized. NCBI's taxonomy places the organism in Eukaryota, Fungi, Ascomycota, Sordariomycetes, Hypocreales, Nectriaceae. Gene Ontology annotation, molecular function: zinc ion binding; DNA-binding transcription factor activity, RNA polymerase II-specific. The record is from RefSeq and is a predicted model, not a curated record. The coding region runs from base 1 to 1713 and encodes 570 amino acids. The transcript is spliced from 2 exons. Gene Ontology annotation, biological process: regulation of DNA-templated transcription.